This is a messenger RNA of Callorhinchus milii (elephant shark), 2004 nucleotides long. RefSeq names its product amidohydrolase domain containing 2 (gene amdhd2). Gene Ontology annotation, molecular function: N-acetylglucosamine-6-phosphate deacetylase activity. Lineage: Eukaryota; Metazoa; Chordata; Chondrichthyes; Chimaeriformes; Callorhinchidae. The transcript is spliced from 12 exons. Gene Ontology annotation, biological process: N-acetylglucosamine catabolic process. The record is from RefSeq and is a predicted model, not a curated record. The coding region runs from base 242 to 1462 and encodes 406 amino acids.
GCGGCGGAUCACGUGAUGAUGCGCCGUGCCCCAGCCCGGGAGGAUGAGGUGCCGCUGAGCUCUGAGCCCCGGACGCCGAGCCGCAGGACGGCGAACCCGCAGCCCGGGGCCGCGCUGUGUGGAGCGGAGGCCUUAGCCCCGUCCUGCGGCGAGUGACAGCUCCAGUGAGGUGGGGGCCGCUGGUCGGUGUCGCGGGCUUCCGGCGAAGGUCACAGGAUUUCGCGUUCUUUCCCAGAAGAAAAUGCCGUCAAAUAAAUCCGUCUCGGACGCUCCGAUUAUUCAGUUCCACAACUGUCGUAUUCUGAAAGACCACAAAUUGCGGAGAGAGGACCUGUGGAUCCGAGAAGGAAAGAUCCUUAAUCCAGAGAAGUUGUUCUUUGAUGAGAAAGGUUCGGCAGAUGUGCAAAUUGAUUGCAAAGAGAGAAUAAUCGCUCCGGGAUACAUUGACGUACAGAUUAAUGGCGGAUAUGGAUAUGACUUCUCCUUGGAGACAGACAAUGUGAAUUGUGGCAUCUCUGUGGUUGCUAAGAAACUGCUGUCAACAGGAGUGACCUCUUUCUGCCCCACGAUCAUCACCUCUCCAAUAGAGGUCUACCAGAAGGUGCUUCCUCAAAUCCAGCUGCAGCCAGGCGGGCACCAUGGAGCAGCGGUUUUGGGUGUGCACCUGGAGGGGCCGUUUAUCAGUGAGCAGAAGAAAGGAGCGCACCUCUCACAGAACAUCCGCUCCUAUAAAGCCAGGGGCUUCCAGGACCUGCUGGACGUGUACGGUUCUCUGGACAAUGUGAGCAUCGUUACCCUGGCCCCCGAGAUGGAGAGGAGCGAGGAGGUCACCGGCGAGCUGGUCAGACGGGGGAUACGGGUGUCGCUGGGGCACUCUAUAGCCAGUCUAUCACAGGCAGAAGCAGCCGUGAAGCAAGGAGCCACCUUUAUCACCCACCUCUUCAACGCCAUGUUGCCUUUUCACCACAGAGACCCAGGUAUUGUGGGGUUGCUGACCAGUGACCAGAUUCCUGAUGGGCAGAUUAUGUUUUAUGGGCUGAUUGCUGAUGGCAUUCACACCAACCCUGCAGCACUGAGGAUCGCUCACCGUGCUCACCCCUCAGGUCUGGUGCUGGUGACUGAUGCGGUUGCAGCAAUGGGUCUCCCCACUGGCCAGCACACAUUGGGGCAGCAGAUUAUACACAUUGAUGAGGAGCUUCACGCUUAUGUCGCAGGAACCAAGACACUGUGCGGGAGCAUUGCCACCAUGGACUUCUGUGUACGGCACUUCUGGCGCGCAACUGGCUGCUCGGUUGAGGCUGCGUUGGAAGCGGCCUCGCUCCACCCGGCACAGCUCCUGGGGAUCGACAGUGUCAAGGGACAGCUUGAAUAUGGCAUGGACGCAGACAUGUUGUUGCUGGAUGAUGAGCUGAACGUGAAAGCCACGUACAUUGCAGGCCAGCGUGUCUGGAAGAAGAGUUGAUAGACACAACAGCAGCAGUACAUGUCCUGCAGCGAAUUGUCCUAGACUGAAAAUCCGGAAGGAAUGUCCCAGGACUGCACUUUAGACACUCAUUGAUUGUCCAGAGCUGAUAAUGGACCCUCCUCUGCUCUCACUCCUGUGCGUUGAAUUCACAGCUCCACAAAUUUUUUAAUUGCUAUAGAUCGGAUUUUAUUUUAAACUUGCAUCAGUUUUCUCUUAUCUCCUGUUUUCCUUUCUCCUUCUAAGGGUGAGUUUGACAGCCCCACUCCACACCAUACCUCAGGCGAGUGGCCAUUAUUUAUGUAUGAGUGAGUCUCUGUCCCCGAGGCCUGGGAGAGGUCAUUCUGGAUAAGGGAAUGAAAUAAUUCAGACAACCAUCGAGCAGAUAGGAAGGAUCUUUAUUUUAUUUUGCCUUCCAACACUUCCAGCCACUAGAUGUCACUCUCCACAAAUAUCCACUUUAAUGCUUUUUUUAAAAUUUUAUAACUUGGGAGAUAAAUCAUUUUGUGUUUCAUUCAUUAAAGCAGUGUGAAUCUACAAAA